AUGUAUUAUAUCUGGACAUCAGUACAAGAAUAUUGUAUAUACACGGCUCAGGACUGCCAUUUGCUUUUUGCAAACGCUAAUAUUCCUGUUACCUCUCCCAAUGACCCCCGCGAGGACAAAGCCGAGACAGGGUGCCUACGUGAUCCGAUGUAUGGAUGUCGCGGGAUGCGUAUAUACAGCAAAGAAACAGUGGACAGGACUACAAGCAAUCGACAGAUAUGCCCCACGGCUCAGGACUGCCAUUUGCUUUUUGCAAACGCUAAUAUUCCUGUUACCUCUCCCAAUGACCCCCGCGAGGACAAAGCCGAGACGGGGUGCCUACGUGAUCCGAUGCACGGAUGUCGCGGGAUGCGGUUUCCUUGCGGAAGCGGCAUUCUUCGGGUUGCUCUUCACCAACCGACCUAUUACUAUCAUAAGCCUCUUACCUUUUGGCUCUUGUAG
Molecule: messenger RNA, 441 nt
Organism: Paraglomus brasilianum
Lineage: Eukaryota; Fungi; Glomeromycota; Glomeromycetes; Paraglomerales; Paraglomeraceae
Source: the annotation of a GenBank genome assembly